Molecule: messenger RNA, 1589 nt
Organism: Cyprinus carpio (common carp)
Lineage: Eukaryota; Metazoa; Chordata; Actinopteri; Cypriniformes; Cyprinidae
Product: leukocyte surface antigen CD53-like
Cellular component (GO): membrane
Source: RefSeq, a predicted model, not a curated record
ACACUGCGUCAUCCACAGAGGAAGUAAGACCUGAUGCACUCCCACUGCCACUGACUCAGACUUUAAGAACAAUACGAUCACAAAGCACAAGUCCAACUGUCUUAAUUGAGGAUUAUUCUUUGAGGAUUAUUCUUUGCACCUUUACAGAAUAAAUUAAAGAACGCAGUGGAAGAUGUCGUGUCUGAAGUGCCUGAAGUACACCAUGUGUGUGGUGAACUUCAUCUUUUUUAUCUGCGGGGCUUCCGUCUUUGGAUUGGGCAUUUAUUUGAUGACAUUCUCCAGGUUCUCUUCCCUACUCCCCAGUCUUCAGGCUAUGAACAUCGCAAACACUCUUUUCAUCACUGGAAUCAUCAUCACGUGUGUCUCCUUUUUGGGCUUUCUCGGAGCCCUGAAGGAAAAUCGUUGCCUGCUUAUAUCUUUCUUUAUAUUGUUGUUCAUUCUAAUGCUGGCUGAGCUGGCUGCUGCCUGCCUUUUGCUGAUGUACGAGACACAGAUUGACACCUUCAUUGAUGACGAUCUUAAGAAAGGUUUACAAAAUUCCAGAAACAACAGACAACUGCACAAUAACACAAUUGAAGAUGAUUGGGACAAAGUACAAACAACAUUUCAUUGCUGUGGAAUUACUAACCAUACACAAUGGGGGACACCUGUACCGGAGUCAUGCAUCGACAAAGCAACCCAGAAAUAUUGGCCACAUGGUUGUUUCACAAAGCUGAAGGACACGUUUGAGAAAAACCUCUUGAACACAGGGAUUAGCGUCAUUGUUAUCUGCAUUAUUGAGGUCUUGGGUAUGUGUUUCACCAUGACCCUGUUCUGCCACAUAAGUCGAAGUGGUUUAGGAUAUAAAUGAUCAAAAACAUUUCCGUAGAAGAAAUACAUCCAUCCUUCACAGUUUGUGUUCUAAAUAACUAUCUUCCCACAAAUACCCAAAGACAGCCAGUAAAAGACAAGAUGGCUCGCAGUUCUUACACGGAUGCUUGGUUCUAUAGUAUGUGUAUGGUAUUUGUCCUCCACUAAGAAACAGUGAUACACACCCAUAAUUACUGUAACCGAAUUAUCAUCAUCAUAUUUUGCAUGAAUGAUUAACAGUUAUUAAAGCAAUAAAACCACAACUGGUUCUAAAAAAUAACAACAAGCAGUAUUAUUUAGCCUGUCCUUUGGCCAUUACAGCUUAACAGGAAAAUUUCUAGGGCAUUUUAGACAAUGAAUUCACCCAAUUUCAUCUGAAUGUAAAGUUGUAAAGAGAGUGUAAGAGAGAUUUUCCAUGAUGAUUCAUCUUUACACAAAGACGUAAAGCCAUACACUGUAUAUAGGCACUGAUUAUCUUUCAUGUCAUAUAAUUAAUGCUGAGUUUGACCUAAUGUUUCUGUAACUAACACAGACUAUAGUUAAACAAUGCACAGCAUUUAUUUCUGAUCACUUCCCUUUCUGACCAUCUGUGGCAAUGACUAAACCAUGUGAUUAUAUGCACAGGGUGGAAACCAGACAUGCUUACAUAAUUAAACUAUUUGUAAUGCAUAAUGUUGUUAUAAUAUUCUUUCCUCUUUUCUCUGCAAAAAUAAUGUGAAUUAAACUAAAACAGAAUAAAA